AGAAGGAUAAAGAAGUAAUCGCGCGCGAUCGGUCGCGGUGCUCAGUUGGUGGUAGCUCGGGACGAACGGGCGCGUCCACAAAGUGUGGGGUAAGGAUGGAGGCUGCGUUAAUUGCAACGACCGAGUGAUACGCACCGUGUGUAUACACGGGGAUCGUGUCCUGGAUUCGUAGCCCGCAUAUCCCAUCGCGCGUGCCUCCCACCUUCUCCCCCCUGUGUCUGUGCCCGUACUUUUGUGUGCGUGCGUGUCCCUCUAAUAGAGUGGUCAAUUAGUAUCUUGUAUAAGGGAUAAAACGAGAAAAAAAAAUUAGUGAACAAAAAAUUAAUAGAACAAAGAAAAGCACAACGAACGAGAAUAUGUCAUCCACAUAGUCGAGGCAAACGAAGAGAGGAGCAAGUCAAAUACGGUGCAGUGGUUACCCUGAGUCGUUGGAAGUACUCAAGUAGGACGAUUUAUCGUCAAGUUCGUGGUCAUCUUGGGUGCUCUCAAUCGUUCAACAUUUUUUCUGGAACUUCAUAUUGGCUUUAUGUACCCUUUUUCACUUGCUUCGUGCACGCACAUAUUAUUGCAUGCACUUAUAUACAUUCGUUUCUUACUACCGAUAUAUCUACAUGAUUAUAGCGUUAAUAUUGUUUUAUUGAAUAUCGCAAUGUGGCGUAUAUCCGAUUUGUUUAUGUUUUCCAUAUAUGCACUUAUAUAAGCAUUACGUAUUUAUAAUAAAAAUAAUUAACAAGGAGAAUGAUUAAAAAGGAAGAUAAAGAAUCGAAUAAGAUGAAAAAGGAAAGAGGUUUAAAAAAGACAAAAAAAAGGGAAAUAUCUGAGUAGGAUAAAAGAAGGGAUAACUAGAACGUGUCACGAUAAGAAACAAUGAGAAAGAAGAGGGUUUUUCGAUUUGUUACAUUUGUGUCGGAACUACUUGACCCAUUGACAGGUCAAAACGGAAAGGUUCAAUGCAGAAGUCUACUCGUUCACUUUAAAAAUUUUGACAAUUGAAAGACAAAAAAAACAGGAAGACGAUGCAAAGGAAUCUAAGCUCGUAACAGAAAGAACGCCUGGCCCGAAGGCGUUAAACCGGGAAGAGUAUAAUCAGGGUGCGAAGCGAUGUACGCAGCUGCGGGUGGCGCCAGUAUAGCGAAUAGGAGGAAGCAGAAACGAUUGCAGUUAAACAGACGCGUCGCUGAGAGUACAAUUCCAUCACGGUUGAAGACAAUUCCAGCUUCUCAGCACCACUACCACCAUCAACACCAUCACCCCAGCAAGUUUGCUCGUCCGCACGUUGUUCCACCAUCUUCCACACCACAGCCACAACCACCGUCAUCUACAUUUCAUCCGAGCAUCGAUCGACGGCGUCAUGUCGAGAAGUGUCAGCAAGUUGCACCUGUUUCUCCAAUCCAGUUUCCAAUAUCGCCACCACCACUAUCCCUUGAAUCACCUAGUUCAGUUACUUGUGCCACUAAAUCUAAUUUUCCUUUUCCACCAACAUCGAUCCUCGAUCUCCGAGUUUCACCAUCUUCUUCAGAGCUACAGUGUGGUGGAGGACCUGGCAAAGCAGCAUGGCAAGGUUGCAGCAGACCUUCUCCCCUUCCUUUAUCUCCUAUGUCGCCUCACGCAUGUCGUGGGGAUGGCUACAAGACAAAGCAAUGCGAGGCUCAUCGACGAUGGAUGAAGAGAAACAGAAUAAGAGAUGCAAGCUAUUGCUAUGGAAGCAGUGGAGAAGAUGACGAAGAAGAUGGAAGCAGUAAUGCAAACCGUCGUAGAGGUGAAGUUAGCGCGGCAGUGAAUACUGUACUUUAUGCGGGGCUAGGAACUACAGCGCUCGGAUUAGUUAUAUCGUUUGUCGGCACUGGAGAGAAAGGAUUCCUCAGUCCAGAAUUGAGGCUGGUGGGUCCUUCACUACUGUGCGCCGGUUUACUGUGUUGUCUAUUUCGGGUGCUGCUCUGCCUCUGUUUAUGUCGUUGCGGUCAAUGCCGCUGGCGAUUUUGUCAUGUUGCUUCUGAUAAAAAAGAAAAAGUGAGGAAAACGGAAGCUCGACCUGCUGGAACAUUACCUACCGCCUCACUUUUAUCACCAACUCGUCAACGACAGCAACAACAACAAUCGGCCAUGUCUUCAAGUGGCGCUGCAUCAUCAUCAACAAAAGCACAUGAGCUCUUGCUCUCUCCUGCCCAAUUACCAGAGUGAAAACGUGUUUCGAACAUUUUCUACGAGAAUCUAUACGCCGAUUAACUGCCGGUUCUUGUCCAAUAUAGAAUAUUUUAUUUCCAUUUGACCUGAACCGUUUUCGCAAACAAAAAGAAGAAAACCAUCACAGCCUAAUUCUAGUUUAAAUGCGAAUUCUAGCGCUUAAAAGUAAUAGUUAAAGAAACAAUCGGCUAUGUUUUUCUACCCCUACUAUGUUUGAAAAAGUAUAAAAAAAAAAUAAUUAUCAAUGAG
Messenger RNA from Apis dorsata (giant honeybee), 2433 nucleotides. RefSeq lists its product as uncharacterized. The coding region runs from base 1102 to 2181 and encodes 359 amino acids. Lineage: Eukaryota; Metazoa; Arthropoda; Insecta; Hymenoptera; Apidae. The transcript has 6 exons. The record is from RefSeq and is a predicted model, not a curated record.